AUGGUUGACUUCGUAGAAAUCAACGGUGCCCGACUGGCAUAUCGCGUUGCCGGUCCGGAGGAUGCGCCGCUCAUGAUCACUCUUCAUGGAGGCCGAGGAAUGGGUGAGCAUGAGCACUAUUCUGUCAGUGACUUUGCACGGCUAAGCAGCUGUUCAGGUGAUCAUAGGUCGGACUUCAAAGUCUACAGCCAGCUAAGUGACAAGAUCCGAGUCUUGUCGUUCGAUUACCGUGGACAUGGUCAGAGCUCUUUGACCAAGCCGUACACAUUCGAGCAGAUAGUAGAUGACAUCGAGGGCGUAAGGCAGCACUUUGCCGGUGCCAAGCAAGUCAUCAUCUGUGGUGGAAGCUUCGGCGGCUUUCUGGCUCAGCACUAUGCGAUCAAAUAUGCCCCUAAAGUUUCGCAUUUGAUUCUCAGAGGCACAGCUGCAUCUCAUCACCACGAGGCCGGGGCGAUCAAGACUCUGGAAGAGAGAAUACAUAAAGUUCCCAGCUUCUCUGUUGACAUGCUGAGAAACAAGGUCUUUGGAGCGUACGAGAGUGAUCGUGAGUUCCAGCUGAUCUAUUUCGCCAUGAUGCCACUUUACAGGGAGGUCUUUGACCCGGAUGCGGCGCUGAAGAGCAAUCUGGAUGGCGUUUAUGUGGCUGAAUCGCACAGCAAGUUAACGAUGCCAGUGGAGAAUCGUUUUAGUAAACUGACCGUGUUUUUAGAUGAUCUAUACUCGGAGAAGGAGAAGUACUUCGAUUACACAGACCGCUUGUCACAGAUUACCGCCAAGACGUUGGUGGUUGUCGGUGACAAGGACUGGAUCUGCCCUCCAGAAAACUCGAAGUUGAUUGCCGAGAAGAUCCCUGGGGCUGAGUUGUUCAUGGUUGAGAACGCGAACCAUGGAGUGCAUGCAGAGAAGCCGGAAGUGGUGCUCCCCAAGAUCCGAAGACACUUGAACAUUUGA
Molecule: messenger RNA, 951 nt
Organism: Colletotrichum gloeosporioides
Lineage: Eukaryota; Fungi; Ascomycota; Sordariomycetes; Glomerellales; Glomerellaceae
Exons: 3
Coding region: 1-951 (316 amino acids)
Source: RefSeq, a predicted model, not a curated record